Messenger RNA from Xyrauchen texanus (razorback sucker), 12061 nucleotides. Its product is annotated as pappalysin-1-like. The record is from RefSeq and is a predicted model, not a curated record. The coding region runs from base 1 to 4893 and encodes 1630 amino acids. NCBI's taxonomy places the organism in Eukaryota, Metazoa, Chordata, Actinopteri, Cypriniformes, Catostomidae. The transcript is spliced from 22 exons. Gene Ontology annotation, molecular function: metallopeptidase activity.
AUGAAACUUUUGCCCAUUUGCACUUGGUUUCAAUGCCUUUUGGUUUUUAUCGUGUGCUUGGGAUCUGAGUGUGGGACUCCACGGCGAGUUGUAAGGUCUAAAAGAGACUUGGUACGCAUCAGGGAAGCCAGAAGUACCUUCCCAGGAGCUUGUGCCACACGCUUGCCUCGGGGCAAACGCUCACUUCCCCGGAUAGAUCGGCGCUCCCCUCGCCUGUCACGGCCAGGGGAAAGCACCCAUGCGGCUCGGCGGAGGGCUGUUUAUUUUACCGGCAGAGGAGAUCAACUGCGUCUGAAACCCAAUGCAGAGGUGCCAAGGGGUAAUUUUACUCUGGAAAUGUGGAUAAAACCCGAGGGCGGGCAACGCUCUCCAGCUGUUAUCGGAGGGCUCUAUGAUAAAUGCUUCUACGCCUCCAGUGACAGAGGAUGGUUGGUUGGCAUCAAAGCAGUCAGCGACCAAGCCAACCGUGACCCUCGCUUCUUCUUCUCCCUUAAGACAGACCGAGCCCACAAAGUUACCUUGAUUGCCUCAAACGCCCCCUACAUUCCCAAUCAGUGGUCACAUCUGGCCGUCACCUACAAUGGUCUCUUUAUGAAGCUGUUUGUUAAUGGGGCACAGGUUGCUGUAAGCCGAGACCAAUCCGGUGAAAUUUUCAGCCCACUUACCAAGAAGUGCAAGGUGCUAAUGAUCAGUGGCAAUGCCUUAAACCACAACUACAGGGGAACAAUUGAACACUUGAGCUUGUGGCAUCGGGCUCUGACCCAACGUGAGAUCAUUAGAUACAUGGGUCAUAGUCACACCCACUCCGACGAUCUUUCUCAGCUAGUGAUGUAUGAGAACUUUGAGAACAUGUCAAGAAAGUGGCUAACGGUGAAAGAUGGCAGCUUCCCCCGGUUGGAGAAUUCGGACCGGAGCCUUGCAGGAGACUCAAGUGGCUCUCUUGAUACUGUACUGAAACCUCCAUCUUGCGGACAGACCGUGUGUGACAAUGUGGAGGUAGUGACCAACUACUACCAGCUCUGGAGCUUCCGCAAGCCCAAGACGGUUCGUUAUCGAGUGAUAAAUGUUUACGAUGAUGACGGACUGUGGCCAACAGUUACUGAACACCAGAUUAACCUUCAGCACCAGCACUUGAACAAUGCUUUCCGUGUCUACAACAUUACCUGGAACCACACUGUUCACAAUGUCUACAACUCAUCUUUACGUAACCGCCUGAUAUUGGCCAACUGUGAUAUCAGCAAAGUGGGAGAUGAAGAGUGUGAUCUUGAAUGCAACCACACCCUUACUGGUUUCGAUGCUGGAUACUGUAAGAGGCAGACUACACGCUGCGCUGAAAACAAACAGGGUAAUGAGGUUUGUGAGCCAGAGUGUAACUGGGACAAUUUCUAUUAUGAUCAUGGAGACUGCUGCAACCCCAAUAUCACUGAUGUCACGAAGACCUGCUUUAAUCCAGCGUCACCCCUAAGGGCUUAUAUGGGUGUAAAGGAGCUGAAAGAGGUUUUGAAUUUGGAUGGAUCCACACACUUGAAUAUCUUCUUUGCUAACUCAUCUGAUGAAAAUCUUGCUGGUGUGGCCACUUGGCCCUGGGAUAAAGAAGCCUUAACACAUUUAGGUGGGAUCGUAUUGAACCCUUCAUUUUAUGGCACAUUUGGCCACACUCACACCAUGAUCCAUGAGAUUGGCCACAGUCUUGGACUGUACCAUGUCUUCAGGGGAAUCUCAGAAGUCGAGUCCUGUAAUGAUGCCUGCUUAGAGACUGAGCCUUCCUUAGAGACUGGAGAUCUGUGUGCAGAUACCAAUCCCACGCCUAAGUACAAGUACUGCAGAGACCCUGAGCCUGCCAAUGACACCUGCGGUCGACGGCAUUUCACAAACACUCCCUUCAACAAUUACAUGAGCUAUGCUGAUGAUGACUGCACAGAUUCCUUCACACUCAAUCAGGUGGCCAGAAUGCACUGUUACCUGGAUUUGAUCUACCAGUCCUGGAGACCUGGCAGUAAACCAGCUCCUGUUCCUCUACCUCCUCGAGUAACAGCGCAAGACCAAGACUCCUUCACACUGGAGUGGUUCCCUGCCCUUACUGGCCAUUACUUUGACAGAGAAGUGGGAUCAGUGUGUGACCGAUGCACUGAAGUUGGGGUGCUCCUGCAAUAUGCCUCCAACUCCUCCUCGCCCAGACCCUGCUCCCCCUCCGGCCACUGGAGCCCUCGUGAGGCAGAAGGUCCACCAGAUGUGGAGCAGGCCUGUGAACCAAGCGUCCACACUUGGAGCCCCAAUGCUGGGCUAGACUCGAGUAGUGUUGGCUCAGCAUCUUGCCCACACCAGGGCUGCAUGCUCCAACUUGAGUUUGCCUAUCCUCUGGUGCCCGACUCCCUCACGGUUUGGGUCACCUUCUUUUCUUCUGAGGAGACUGGACUGCCUGCAAUCCAUGACAUCCUUCUUCUGACACUCAGUGGUCACAACAUCUCACUGGGUCCACAGUAUGUGUUCUGUGACACACCGUUAACCCUCAAACUAGACGUGACAGAAGAGGUUUAUGGGGUGCAGUUCUUCACCAUGGAGCAGCACCUGGAAAUUGAUGCUACAAUGCUGUCCUCAAAACCUGACUGCCCUCUAUGCCAGACAUGCCAUCCUCUACACUAUAGGCUGAUACGCCAGCCACCAUUCACACAUUCACCACAUGGACUGAUCCUUCAAGAACCGACUCUGAGAUAUGUGGACAGGGACUUAAAGUUUGACGAGACAUACACCUACCAUGUGCUGACAGUGUCUAGAAGAGCCGAGAGUGAACCAUCUCCUCCAAUCUCUCACCAGCAGGGCUCACCCUACUGUGGGGAUGGACUUAUCCAAAAAUAUCUUGGCGAGCAGUGUGAUGACAUGAACUUUGCUAAUGGAGAUGGCUGCUCAAACCAGUGCAAGAAAGAGCCCUUGUUCAAUUGUGUUGAUGAGCCCAGCUUGUGUUACUUUUACGACGGUGAUGGCGUGUGUGAGGACUUUGAGCGGAAGGCUAGCGUAAGGGACUGUGGUCUUUACACACCCAGUGGUUUCCUGGAUCAGUGGGCCAAUGGGGUGGAGGUGUCCAAUGAGGAGAAGGUAUACUGUCCCGCAGAGGUGGCCGCUGGAUAUCCUGCAGUGACAAAGAGCUGUCAGUCGAAGGUGUUUGACCUGUCCCAUGGUGUGUCUCAAUAUGCUUGGUUUCCUUGUGAGGAGUCACAACAGCACAGCUGGACUUCACGAUAUUGGCUAAAGGCUUAUUACGCUCAUCCUAUGGUGGCUGCUGCGGUCAUUAUCCAUCUGGCUGCUGACGGAACUGUUGACAUCGACCAGAGACAGCACAACAUUACAGUUCAACUGGUGGAUGCUAAAGAGCAAACACAUCCUCUUGGGGAAUGGAGGCUGAGUUGCCGGAACAAUCCACUAGUUAUUCCUGUGAGUCACGACCUGAGCACGGCCUUCUACAGGACAAAGGCCAUCAUAGUAAGCUUCGCCUCUCCUCUGGUGGCCAUCUCAGGUGUAGGGCUGCGCUCCUUCCAAUAUUUUGACCCCAUCACGAUUAGCAGCUGCCAGAGCAAUGAAAUCUACAACCCUAUGGGCCAAAGUUGCGUUCACUACUCAUGUGAUGCCCUCGAGUGUCAGAAGCUAAUGCUCAACAAUGCCGAGAUGAAGUGCAGUAGUCCUGGAUACUUCAAUGGAGUGCGCUGCACUAUCACCUGCAAUCGAGGAUAUAUACUGAAUAUUCAUCGAGAUGAUGACAUCAUCAAAACACAGUCUGAAUCUACGGUGACCCUCACCUGUGCAGAUGGAAAAUGGAACAAGCAGGUGACCUGUGAACCUGUGGACUGCGGGCGGCCCGACAAGUACCACGUGCACCCGGCUGUCUUUGAGUUCUCUGAGGGCACCACCUACGGCAAGAAAUGCACUUUCCAGUGCCGGGAGCCGGCUCAGCUCGUGGGCAGUAAUAAUGUAUUAACAUGUAUGGAGGAUGGGAUGUGGUCCUUUCCUGAGGCUCUGUGUGAGCUUCGUUGUCCAAUCCCUCCUCCUGUACCCAAUGCAGUCCUGCAGACCAAACGCUGCAAUGCUACAGGUCUCAAAGUUGGUUCCUUCUGCAAGUACAAGUGUAAGCCUGGCUACCAUUUUCCCCACACAGAGAAGCCCAAGAGGGCAAUUCCUGUGAUGUACCAUAGGCGUGCAUUUAAGAGGCAGUGUACAGAGGAUGGAACCUGGCAACCCGGUGAGUGUGUUGCUGUCACAUGUGAGCCACCUCCUCCCAUUUUCCAUGGUACCUACAAGUGCACAAACGGUUUUCAGUUCAACAGCGACUGCUGGAUCGACUGCAACAAGGCGAGCCACACGGUUCCCACCACCAAUGUGAUCCGAUGUAGAAAGGAUGGGAACUGGACUGGCUCCUUCCGUCUCUGCCCCAACCUGAAAGGACAGUGUUCCCUCCCACAGAACCUCAGCCCAACCAUCCAUCUCAGAUGCAAGAAUGGCCACGGCAUAGGAGAGGAGUGUGAGGUGGCUUGCCGAGAUGCAAGCAGCAGUGUGGUCCUCUUUCCCAGCAACAUGACCAUUGAAACUGUGAUGAAAGACCACUCUUGGAACCCACCUAAAGUUAAGAAUAUUGUAUGCACCAUGGGACUAAAGUGGUACCCCACCCCAGAGGCAUUUCAUUGCAUCAAGGGAUGUGAGCCCUUCAUGGGUGAUAAUUACUGCGAUGCCAUCAACAAUCGAGCAUUCUGCAACUAUGAUGGUGGAGAUUGCUGUCAUUCUACUGUUAAAACUAAAAAGGUGAUUCCAUUCCCUAUGUCAUGUGAUAUUCGAGAAGAUUGUGCGUGUCGAGACCCCGACGCCCAGGAGAACAACAAAGGAGUCCGCCACCGGUCCAUUGGCUGAGCUUCGUACCCCCUGUGGCACCCAGGGGGCCUUAUGGGAAUACAUUCAUCUCUACAUGCUGCUUAUAAAAGGGCCUCUCCACUCACACCACACUCCAACAUGCCAACCAACAUGCCCUUGUUUUCUCAUCCAAUAGCAACAACAUAUGAGGGUAUGACACUCCAAAACAAACAAACAAACAACACCUCAAUAAUAGAUCUCAAAAGGGAUAAAACGUGGAAGUUAUGGCAAUAGCAACCAUAUAUGUUGUCAAACUAUGUCUAAAGCAAGCCUAGACUGACUGUUUUGUUGUUUUAUGUUUGCUUUAAUUGAUCAUUAUUUGUGAACUGCAACCAUGGUGAUGUUUGUUUUAUGUAAUGUCAGAGGAUAAUAGGGUAGGAAAGGGGGAAAAAAUGCAUCGGUUGAUGUUUAACAAUAUUCAGAGAAUUAAAAAAAGAAUGAUUCCAAAAGAGUCAAAUCAGAAAACACAAACAAAAAUCAGUCAAUGAAAGAGAGGAUUCUUGGUGUUUUCACGAUACCCCAUAACUGUCUCAAUGACAGUUUAGCCAUUCACUGUGUCUUCUCUAUCAAACGUUCUCUGUUCUUAUAUUUCCUUUUUCAAAUGUCUAAGAGGAAGUACACAAACUAAAUUUAUGUCAUUGAAAUGAAACAGGCUACAGACGAAUGACUUGCACUUUUCAGAAUGUUUGAGCUGCUCUUACACACAUAACAAAAAUCUGUCUGAUAAACUCAGUGCCUGUAUGAAACAUGGAGGGGUGAUGGGAAUGCUUCACAGUGCAUAGAAAGAUGUGUGAGUGCAGCAGCUGUGGCCCUAAAUCACAAAAUCCUGUAUAUCAGCAAGAAAGGCUCAAAUCUAAAACCGAAAAUCAUCAGAUGAGGUGUUGGUCCAGUGAAUUACAACCCCAGCAGAGGAAGAAAGAAUGAAAGAGAGAGAGAGAGAUGUGAAAGAAGUUGUUUUAGAACAGCUGUUGCUGCUAGUUUUGCUGCUUUGGCCUUGCAGCCAAAUAUCUCUAUGGACAGUUUGUAGUUUCAUAUAACACAACAAAAAGUCUGCCAUAGACUUUACCUCUGGUCAAAAUGCUGUUUCAUUUUACAGGGAAAAACCUUCAUAUACUCAGAAAUGGCUAUAUUCAUGUAGGUCUAAAACAAAUUACAAUUGGUUUGUCAGGGUGAUCUAGUUUGUAAUUGUAUGUAAAGUGAACACAUUCAUUUUUGUAUGUUUUAUACAUUAUCAGUAUAAAUCAUUCCAACCAUUUCAUGGUGAAAUAAACACUAGAGGCGCUACAACAACUUUUAUUCACUUUCAUAAAAAUCUCGACUAAAACAGCAGAUUAUCAGAUCAGAAACACAUACUUUUUGCCCUAUUCUUCACACAAUGCUAUCUUAAUACAUCAAAACAUGUUCUGUAGCACAUAAUUAUAAGGCGAUGCAUUUUAACAUUUGCAUUGCAUAACCAACUACAUUUAAAGGCUUGUUUCAGUACAAUGGAAUUACACGGUAGCUCAACUAAUGGUGCGUUCACAUACAACGCAAAGCGAGCGUUUCGUGCAGCACGAUAACAUACAAAGUCAAUGCAAAGAUGUGAAUAGACACAAAUAGACACCAGGUGGCGCGAAUGAAACGAAUGACACGAGUCGAACACGCAAAAUCGAAAUUGUCUUUGCGUUGUAUGUGAACACACCAUUAGUGUUGCAGUUGCGAUGCAAAGGACCUGGUCUACAAAUCACAAAGAGCACUGGAGUCGACACAUGAGCCGAAAUUGUCACAGAAGCACCACAAUAUGAUGUAGAUGCUUCUGCAGUUGGGUUUUUCAUCUCGCAUAUGUUUUUAUGACAAUAUUGGUUAGGUUUAGAGUGGGGUGGUCGGUUAUGUUGAUUUAAAACACUAACCUUAAUAACGUCAUCUGUUUAUGGGAAGAUUUAACUAGCUUUUAGUGCCACAGAGUGGACAUUUCACCUUGGAACUGCUGCAAUAUGUCUGCGUAAUAUAAUUUUUCAAAAAUGUCGUCAUAUGUAAUUUUUAUGAGAUCAGGCGGCUUUCAAGGCAGGAUGGAUUAUUGCCAGAAUGUUUGGAAGGGUACUGCCGUAGGUGACUUAAUUUCACAAAAAUGUCUUUUUAAUGGAAAAUUUAUUUUUAAAUGAAAUCCAGAUUCAAAGACAUUUGCACUCUCAUUGUAUAGCUAAAUUUAAUAAUCAUCAAAGCUCAACAAGUAUGACAUUUAAGUAGAACACUGUUGAUGUUUCUUUGUAACAUUGUUUCAAUCAUUUAUGAUCAAAUGAUCAGCCUUUAUUAUCAAAGACUCCAUUCUUAAAAGGGUUUACAUUUCAUAUCCUAUCAAUACAUUGAUAAUGUACUUUCAGCGUCUCUUCAAACGUUCAAAAAUGUAUGUGUGCUAGACUUUGCAUAUGAAUACCUACAAAUAAGAUCACAUAGAGACACAAAGGCCCCUUUACGCCAUAGAGCUGAUUCAAUAAUGUAAGGAAUUUAGUAAUGUAAAAGCUGGCAUAGUAAAUACCAGAUAUAAUUAAUAAUACAAAUAAAAUAGGCAGCCGGAGUGCUGUUGUCACUUGCAGAAAAUGUGCUUGGGACAAUAAUGUAUUUUAAUAUGUACCAUGCAACCAGUCAAAAGUCAUACCAAGUUGAUAUGAAAAAUGAAAUAUCAAAUUGAGUUAUUUAUUGACACAAAGAAUGUAAUUUAAGCUUCAAUGUUGUAAAAUCAGCAUUUAGUCUUUCAUCUCGGUUUUUUGUGCUCGUUCAGUCUUAUGUAUUACUAUAUUUGUAAAGAAAGGAGCUGUUAAACUAUACAAACAGUCCAAUACAAACCACUUUUAAAAGAUAUAAAUAUGUAAUAAACUACAAAGUGGCUUAAACUCAUUUAUGAGUCACCCUCACAAUCUCCCUCAGCUCUUAAAAGUAAAUGUAAAGGGCUUUUUUCCUCUGGGGAAUCGAUUAACCAUGUAGCAUGAAAACAACAAUUGGCAUGUUAAGUAAAAAACAAUUAGGUUAACGAAGUACAUAAAGGUUGUGCCAGCCCAGUAAAUGAUGAGAGGAUAUUUGUAUGGCAUUAAUGUGUAACAAAUUUUCUAACAAUUAUUUUGUUUUCCAGAAGAGAAGAGUUUAAUGUAGGACUGGCCUUUUGUGCAUUUUCAUUUGAUGGUAGCCUAAUUUUUAAGUGUAUCUUUGUCAAUCAGUAUUUUAUCAUUGACCACAGUUGCUGCACAUGGUUUGUAAAGUUGUUUUGUCAAUCAAAUAGUAAAAAAGAAAUAAAAGUCUAAAAAGUUUACCAUAAACAAGCUGCUAUGGUCAUACAGGUAAUCAUUAUUGUUAAAUAAAAUAGGAUUUUUGUAUUUGAUAUCAUCGAAUAGGUCUUCAAAAUGUGUUGGUUUUUUUUCAUUUGGCAAUUGAUUCUGUUCUCUACCUUUGUUUGAAACAGUGAGAAUAAAAGAGUGUGAGUAAUACAUUUAAACUGCAGACAUAAAUAACCUGCUACCAUUAAAGUACAUCCAAAGGAGAAAAAAUCAGGGCAUGGCAUUAGUCAAAAUGAGAUGAUAGAGUAUGUAGUAAUAGAGUAUCAGUCACUGAUUCAUUUCUUUCAAUGAAAAGAUCAUGUCAUAUUUUGCCUCUAUAGACUAUGUUCCUAUUAUUAAACUGUUAUUAUUGCAUAGCGAAGGCUCAAAAACUGCUGCUUUAAUAAAAUGAUCACUUGGAAAGUGUGCCUAGAACAAAUAACAGUAUAUGUGCAAUUGUAUAAACUAGAAUCACAACCAGUUUCAGACAUCACUGAAAAUGGACCAUUACUGCGCUUUACACAUCUCACAAGGGUAUUGUACACAAAUAGUGAUCUCCUUUUCUGUCCUUUUUUUCCUGGAAAUAUUUAAAAGACUCAAUGGAAAUGAAUGCAAUGUUACACCUUUCUUCUGAAGCCAUGAAAAGCAAGAUGAAAUCAAAUGAAGUUUGGUAAAAAUGUUUGAACAGUCUACUGUAAAAUUAACAGGAUCUUUAUUUUUUUGCUGUACCUCAUGCCUGUAAUCUUUGCUGCUUACUUUUUCAGUAUUUUAGUAAUUUAAAUAUCUUAGCAAUAUACAAUGUUGUAAAUAAUGAAUUAUUUAUUAAGAAUGUUGUCAUUUUUUAUUUAUAUUUACACAUCUCAUCUAAGUUAUUUUCAUAUGUCUCCAGUGUUACUUGGUGUGAUCAAAAGUCUUUUUUUCAUGCUGUUUUUUUUUUCUCUCUCUGUCGGUUCGCUCGGUUCCAGUUUGAAAGUAAAGGCCUAAUUUUACCCCAAUCAAGCAAAACGACCUGUUUUCCCAGCCACUCAAUUUGUAUGAAGAAUAAAUAAAUAUUCUAUAAUACACAAGGAAAAUAUUAUAGAAAUGUCACCUUCGGAAAAUUGUACAAAGUGUUCCUGUAUUGCUGUAUUGACUUUCACCCAUGUUUUAGAUGCCGUAUGUUUGUAUAUUCUGUGGACAUUCUGUGCAGAUAUUCCAUUUUUAAUAGCUGAGUAGAUACAUUGAAACAGGCUGGAGCCGUGUUUUUUUUGUAAAUAGUAGAAUAGGUGAGAGAAACUGAAAGACUGUUUAUGGUGGCUCAGCUGCUGAUGUUUGGCCACAUAUAGAAAGCCUCAUCCAUAGAUUCCUUCCAUAAUCGUAAGCGUCUCCUUAAACGUUUAUUUCUGCCACAGAGAGAGGCACAUCCUCAAGUUCAUCUAUUCAGACAGUUGUACCUCAGCAAAUUGAUUUACUAUUUUGUAUACAUUAAUAAAUCAUGAUUGUGAUUUGAAGGUUUAAACAUAUUUCAUAUUUCCUGUGUGUUGUGUUUGCUUGCAGAAAAGUCAGUUUUAUAGUGCAUAGUGUAUUGCAUUUUAUUGUUUGUCUAGAACAAAACUCCCCGAGGACACAUUGCAACUUAUGAUUACUGUCUCUAAAUAUUUGAAAAGUUUUGCCAUUAUUUCACUUCUCAUUUGAUAGUUUCUGUAUUUAUUCGCAGCUGUGAUGAUUUGUACAGUGCUCCCAAUAACGGAAUAUGACUGCACAUUUUUUACGUCAAUAUUCAGCCAGUUUAAGUGUAUUUUAUGUCAAAUCAGAUACCCUGAUUACAGUUGCAUGAUCAAAACUGUUCCCAAAGAUGAAUUUGAUGAAAGAUGAUAGAUGUACUAUAUCAUAAAAAGUAUUGCUAUGAAAGAAAUCCCAUAUGUCAUCUGAAUACAUGAAUUCAUGUGUUGUUGUUUUUUUGUUUUGUUGUUUUUUUUACUUCAUUUCUAAGUCAAAUAUAUGUUAUAGUGUUCUCAUUAUUGUUUAUUUUCAAUGUCCUGCUCCAUAUUGUGUCUCAAUGUCAUUGUUUGGUCUCCAAAUUCGCAAAUUCAUCUGCAACUGCACUGAGAUAAAAAUCAAGAUCAGAUAUAAUGGCAACGACCUUGUUUUCUUUUCUGGUACAUCUCAAAUAUGGCCCUGCAAGGUCAACAGCUAAGUGUUAGAUCUUUUACACUGAUGGUCUCCAUAAGCACUGGUUAGACUCAAGAAACCCACUUUGCUCAGUAUACAUACUUAAUGCACUGUUUUGGGCACUUACCACAAUCCCGUUUUAACAACCAGUUGAUUUUUAUUUCCCACCAUUUGUCAUUUUCACAAGUAUCUUUGAUGUAAGGUGUUUGCGACUGCUAUUUGUUUUAUAUAUAGUAAUAUAUAUUAGGGCUGAAACGAUUAUUAGACUUUAUCGACAACGUCAACAAUAAAAACUUGUCCGUUGUUGAAUAGUCGUUUGAUCUCUUUUAACGUAACAUGAGAUCACAUUAAACUCUAAUGAUGAUGCAUGAGAGCAGCACUGCAGCUCGUACCUGACUGAGGAGAGGAAGAAUUACACAUCUCACAGUCCAGACACACUCUAAACUUUCCAAACUUCUUCAGUUGAUAUAGAUCGCAAAGUAUGAGGGAAUUACAAUGCAAACAUAGAAAAUAAGUAAAAACAGAAGCCCUCUCGUUGUGGAAUAGCGCUUCGCUCCGCUCUGCUGAAACAAAACUUACAUCUUAAAUACAGUUAUAUUUAAUGCAUUAUAGCUUUAUUAAAGUUCAAAUAAUAUGGAAGCAGGUCACGUAAAUAUUCACAAACAUGAAUUGUUUGGCAUUUCUCUGUGCGGUCAGCACUUCUUCUAUGAGUUGCACAAAGUGUCCCGAUCUAAGGGGGAGAGACUGAAACAGCACAUGGCUGAUGCACACUCUGGCACAGGGAUGCUCGCAUUGGGACUCUUAGCAGCUAUACUGCUGAAGAUUAUUUUUUUUAAUCUGAGAAUGUUGAAUAUAAUAUUAAAAAUGUAAAUAUUUUAAAAUAUCUAAAAAUCCUUUAAAAAAAUAUGCAUUCACCUGAGAAGAAGCAUAUAAGAUAUUUAGUGUACUUUUAGAGUAUAAUUUGUCUUUACUGCACUCGCAGAAGUAUAACCAAGUAAAAAAUACACUUAUUUUUAAGACACAUUCUCUUAAAGCAUGUCUAAAUAUCUCAUAUGUUGCUACUCAAGUAUUUGGAUCUUGUUUUAAGGAUUUUUAGACCAUUUUAAAUGGAAAACAACAAAAAAAAACUUGAUAGCAAUAGGAUUUAUUGCAGUGAAUUUCUUUACUGAAUUAAACUUAUAAAAAAGUAUUUUUCCCCUUUAAUUCAGUGAAUGUCAUUUAGAGGUAUUUUUAAAAAGAUGAUUUUUAGGGGGCCUGGUUAGCUCAGCGAGUAUUGACACUGACAACCACACCUGGAGUCGUGAGAUUGAAUCCAGGGUAUGCUGAGUGACUCCAGCCAGGUCUCCUAAGCAACCCGGUUGCUAGGGAGGGUAGAGUCACAUGGGGUAACCUCUUCUUGGUUGCGAUGAGUGGUUCUCGCUCUCAAUGGGGCAUGUGGUGAUUUGUGCAUGGAGUGCAUGGAGUGUAGCAUGAGCCUCAAUGUGCUGUGAGUCUCCGCGGUGUCAUGCACAACGAGCCACAUGAUAAGAUACGUGACUGACGGUCUCAGAAGCGGAGGCAACUGAGAGUUGUCCUCCGCCACCCGGAUUGAGGUAGUCAAAUAAUCGUUUUAAUCAUCGUUAGAUUAUUCAAUUAUCAAAAUAAUCAUUAGUUGCAGCCCUUAUAUAUAUAAUGUAAUAUUGUGGUAUUAUUAAUCACAGAGCAGACUAGUGUACUGUAUACAUCCAUGA